AUGCAGUCAAUCGAUGGAUCAUCACUGUGUUCUUAGAUAAAACCUUGUUAUUUGGCAUUCGGUAUGUUCUUAUGGGUCAUAUAUUUGUACUUGCGUGUAUCUACAGCUACCUCCCAACCUAUCGAGCUAAAUCGUGAAGCUUGACGACAUGUUGUUGCCAAAAAGAUGGCAGAGCUGCAUGAUGCUUCUCGUCUUUGUCCUCUCGGAUGGUACAGGGACGACAAAACGGAGCAGAGCAGCUACUGCUGCUGUCUGCGGCAAGGAUCUGCAACCCAGGAGCAGAGUGCUGAUGGGCUUUGCGAGUCUAGCCGACACCAUGAAUGCAUCAGGUCUGGUGUUCUGUGUGGCGAAUCCCAGUGCUGACGCGAACGCACUGAGGAAUGGAUUGGAUUGGGCUUGCGGACCGGGCGCUGCAAACUGCACUGCGAUACAGCCAGGGCAGCCUUGCUAUGAACCCAAUAACCUGACUGCCUUGGCUUCCUAUGCCUACAAUGAAUACUACCAAAGAACAAGAGCAAGCGGAGGAUCCUGCUCCUUCAACAACACGGCCAUGACGACCACCAGUGAUCCUAGCCAUGGCUCAUGCAUCUUCACUGGAAGUGCGGGAGGGACCACGAACACCAACACGACCACAAGCCCGAGUCCGACUACCACUCCGAGCAGUGGUGGAUCGCCCGGCAGUAACAAUUUCGUCCCUCUUGGCUCAAACAUCGAUAGAGCUUCUUCCGCAUCGCGUGCUCUCCAAGUGGUGGCAUGUUUGCUCCCCUUGCUGUGCUCUUUCCGGUGCGGCAUGUAAACCUUGGUAUGAUUCAUGGUGAUUUGACAGAAACAACAUGAACAAAGUGGGGAACGUCUUUUUCAUUCUGAAAACAUUUUUUUGGUUUUUCUGUAUAUCUUUCUUCAAAUAUGAUGUAUGUUACCACCUGCUGUGUGUUCAUGUUUCAUGUUUGUAGAACACUGGAGAGCUGAUCAGGUGAGGUGGAAGAAAAGGAUUGCUAUCUUGCUUGUUAAUGGAAGACAACCGUGAUGCUACCUCUGUCCAACGAGUGUUGGAGCCAUUACUGCUGCAGCCUUGUCCUUCUCAUCAACUUCGAUUCUUAUACUUAGUACAUAUCAAUAGAUUCUUACAUGUUAACUUCA
Messenger RNA from Musa acuminata subsp. malaccensis (wild Malaysian banana), 1140 nucleotides. The record is from RefSeq and is a predicted model, not a curated record. Lineage: Eukaryota; Viridiplantae; Streptophyta; Magnoliopsida; Zingiberales; Musaceae.